Symbiodinium natans is the source of this 1638-nucleotide messenger RNA. The record is from the annotation of a GenBank genome assembly. NCBI's taxonomy places the organism in Eukaryota, Dinophyceae, Suessiales, Symbiodiniaceae.
AUGCGACGCUCCAGCAGCAUGCGACGCUCCAACAGCAGGAUUGUAGAGCCCGAGGGUUCGGACCAUCUACAGCUGCAGGCCAUGUGGGUCGUCAGCGUCGCAGAUGUGUUGCAGAUCUGUGGGCCACCCACGGUGCACGAAGAGCUCCGCGCCGCAGGAAAGGGCACGUUGCCCGGGCAGGCAGAUUUGGUGACGCAGUUUUACCUUGGGGAUCGCCGCCUCUCUCCUCAGGAGCGAAGUGCCCUGGCACAGGGCCAUGUAUGGAUGGACUGGUUCAGCAUUCCGCAGGUGCGCGGCAGAACCAAAGAUCGGCGUUCUUCGGUGAGGUCCAUCCAUGGUCCCUCCACUCAGACAUUCGGCCUCCAGAAAGCUUUGCGACUACGAGUCCUGGCUGGAGCGGGGUUGGCCGAGCUUUGGUGUGCCCAGCUGUCCAACAGAGCGGACUUGCCCAUGGUGGUGGUGCACGCAGGGGAUGACGCCGAGGUCGCAAUGGCCAACCAUUGGAUCUUUGCACCUGCGCACGAGGGAGUCUUCACCGUGGAUGCCGACCGCCAUGAAGUCAUUGACUUCAUCGAGACGGCCCUGCGUGGACGCAUUGCAUUUCUCACGAAGCACAAGCAGCAGGUGGACUUGUCCCGGUAUCUCAAAGCCAGGUUGCAGGAUUGGCUUGGACUCCCCGAUGCCCAACGCCCGCCAGCUUCCUUUCUGUCCCACUUCGGCUUCGCCGAUAUGAAGGAAGCCAUCCGGACAAGGGCCGUGGGCGGCAUGGCCUGCGCUGCUUUAUCGGGUGAUGUGUCCAUGGUACGAGCACUUGCCGACGCAAAGGCCUCCAUGAGCACCUUCUGCCACCCCAUGUUGUCUGUUGGCGUCAUGGAGUAUCCGCCCUUACACCUUGCCCUGGCACGUGGUGCCCGGGGUCACGCCGUGGUGCUGGAGCUGCUGCGCCAGAGAGCCGACCCCAACACAACCUGCCGCUUGGGUCUCCCGUGCCUUGGAAGUUGCCGUGAUGCAGCUUCCGUUGAGAUUCUGGUGCGGCAUGGUGCGGAUGUGAACUGGCGAGGUGGGAAGGUGUGGGUCACCCCUCUCGGCUAUGCUUGCUCCAAGUUGGCACCUCUGGAAGUUACCAAGAAGCUGGUGGAACAGCGGGCAGAUGUCAACUUGUCCACGACGCCCCUUUUAAAUCUGGCUCUUUUUAGCAGGACUGUCCCGAACUUCGCCGUGAGCACUGCGCACGUCUUGCUCCAGGCUCGUGCGGACGUCAAUCGGCCGGAGCGUCUCGUGGGCCUCUUCCGUGUCCUGGAGAUUGUGGGCAGAGUGCAGUUAUGCUUCAGGAGACGCAGCCAAGUAAGCCGGCUCUUCUAUGUGUAUGGGGAAGGCAGCACGACCCCCCUCGGCUGGGCAGCUACUUCGGACAACGCGACUCUGAUGAAAUUCCUCCUGUCGGCCAAAGCUGAUCCAGAUAUUCCCAAUCGUCGUGGCCACACUCCCAGACAACUGGCAGUAGAUGCUCACGUUCGCAGCGUCUUCGCAAGCCACCAACCGGCCGUUUUCAAUCACGUCCCUGGCAAGGGUGGCGGGAAUCUUACGCAAUGCGCUUCGCAGCUCGAAGAUGAUGAUGCCGACAUCUUGUCCUUGUGA